AUGGACAUCGCCGUGGCACAGCCAGACGAGAUCAAUGGAGAGACCAUCGCCAUCCUCAUCCUCUUCAACUUUCAUUGCCGCAUCCAGCUCAGCGAUGAAGCGCAGGUCGCUCGAAAGAAGCUGCUGCUGUUCCUCAUGGACAAGGUCUAUCAGACGCGCUCGCCGUCACACUCCUAUGCAGCUUUCAUCAACGAGCUUCAAAGGACCAUGGACGGGCACGAGGAGAACGGUCGUAUCAUGACUGACUAUCUCGAUGGCAUGCUCCAUCUUCUCGAUGUGCCAGACGGCCUCACCAAGCUCUUCAACGAGAAGCUCAAUCGCAUCAUGCCAAGCUACGAGCCAAUGGGUGUACUCAACGCAUCGGACAUCUUCUUUGAGCGGAGAUCCUUCUUUGGCCUCUUCUUUCGCCGCACCAAGCUCAUCUUCGAUAGUCUCGACCUGCAGGCCAAGGACCACUUGACACUCGCAGCACGCGCAUGGAAGCAAGCUCCUGCAGACCUUGGGCCCGCCAGUCUCGGAGAGCUGCACUCGAGCGACGCAAGACUAGGCGCGUUUCGUAACUACCAGCUUGGCCUGCUUCGCGGCGACUACGUCAUGACCAAGGACAACAUGGAAAAGUUCUUCGACUUUUACGCUCCCGGAGCCGAUCGCGAACUUCAUCAGCACACCCUGCUGCACCUGGCAGCGUUUCAUGUCAACACACAGAGCUACUCUGCCGCCAAAGCAGCUUUGGAUGAAGCCAUCAGUCUCGCGCGAUCCGCCAACGACAGCGACUGCAUCUCUGCUUGCGAGAGUCUCAUGCUGCGGAUUCAGGGCGUAGGCACCAGCACCCUUGCUGCUGUCCCUGCUGCGGCCAUUGUCGACAGGCACCGAGAGUCUGUCAGUGAUGCAGUGUGGCAGGCGCGCUGCAGUCUUGCCAAAGGGCGCUCUGCAGUCGAGGUGCUUCAAGACUUGGAGGAGAGUUCUUCACCUAGUCAGCCAUCUCGGGAUACGCUGGCAGCCUCCGAAGCUUCGUUGGAGCUCAUGGAAGACGCCAAGCGACGGCUGGGUCGGGACGCGCUACAGAGCGACGUCGAGGUGGCUCAGCUUUGGAGAACACUGGGUCAAUCGGCACUAGCCGAUGUCUAUCGCAAGCGCGUCGAUCUCCGCAAGGGUGGUCGUUCCAUGUCGGCAUUGCAAGACGAGGCGGGGAUGGACUGCAUCUGCCACCAAGCGAAAAGCCUCGCACAAGCAGGUCGAUACGACGACGCGCUCGGCUUGCUGGUCUCGCCUUCCACUUUUUCCACCAUCUCUUUCAGCGAAUAUACGAUCUGGCAUGGCACCAUUGCCGACGUGCUUCGCCUGCGAGCCACACGCAGACAGGACGAAGCCGGCCUGCAGCUCCUCGCGCAAAGCUUUCCAUCGCGCGAUCUCGACAUUUCUGGCCUCGAUGUUGAAGAUGCCGUCGACACGCCCGAUGCUUUGGUCGAGCUCGCCUUGCGCUACCUCGAAUCCGGCAAAUCGAGCUCAGCGGAGCGCUCAUUCGGGCUGCGAUUUCAAGUCUUCGGCAAGCACACAGCAGAAGAGGCUGCGGAAGCGUUGCUUGCCAAAGCUGCCCAACGAACGCAGAGCAGUCAACCGAUGCUGUCGCUGAUGCCGACGCUUGCGGCUCUCUCGAUUGCCAAGGAUAUGGAUCACAGUCGCUUGAUCCUUGCCGCCCGAGUGCAGCUAGCUGAGACGCUGGGGAUCCACCUCAAGAUGCAGGACGGAGUGCGGUUGCUGAUGGAGUCCGAUCUGCCAAACUGUCUAGCAAACAACGAUGCUGAGCUGCGAGCGCGAGCACAAUGGACCUACGCACGCUUGCUGCUCUCGUGCUCGGACAAGCAAGACUCGCAAGACUUGAUCAGAGUGCUGCAUUGGCUGCAAGAAGCCGAGCAAGACGCGAGUCAAGCAGAGUGUCUCGAGCUUCAAACACAGAUUCUAUACUACAUGCUGCGGCUCCAUCAUCACCUGGACAACAAGCAAGAGGUGGACCGCGUGUCUGCGCGCCUAGAACAGUUCGAACGUAGCUGGACUCGCUCGGACGAGUCGCAGGAUCAAGUCUACCUAGAGCAGGUUCGCCAGAUCCUUGACAUUGUUGUGUCGGUCGCAGGCUAUGUGGCCAGCGGCGAGGCCGCGAGCGAGCGACUUGCUUCAGCAUGA
This is a messenger RNA of Kalmanozyma brasiliensis GHG001, 2181 nucleotides long. Its product is annotated as Apc5/TPR19 domain protein. The record is from RefSeq and is a predicted model, not a curated record. Gene Ontology annotation, biological process: anaphase-promoting complex-dependent catabolic process; protein K11-linked ubiquitination; positive regulation of mitotic metaphase/anaphase transition. NCBI's taxonomy places the organism in Eukaryota, Fungi, Basidiomycota, Ustilaginomycetes, Ustilaginales. The coding region runs from base 1 to 2181 and encodes 726 amino acids. Gene Ontology annotation, cellular component: anaphase-promoting complex. The transcript is spliced from 3 exons.